Messenger RNA from Pseudogymnoascus verrucosus, 2028 nucleotides. RefSeq lists its product as uncharacterized. Lineage: Eukaryota; Fungi; Ascomycota; Leotiomycetes; Thelebolales; Thelebolaceae. The transcript has 3 exons. The record is from RefSeq and is a predicted model, not a curated record. The coding region runs from base 453 to 2027 and encodes 524 amino acids.
CCUACAUAUCCUUAUAUAUCCUUAUAUACUCUUACAUAUUCUUAUUUAUUAUUUAUUAUUCUAUAUUCUUAUUUUUCUAUUCGUUCCAUACUCAGUUGCUGUAAAUAACCCGAUCUAAACCCUUUCCGUACGAGGCUACUACACGUACCAGGAGGCGGGAUCGCUUACCUGUACUGUAUUGGUACCUUCAUAUUUCUUGGCUCCAAUUUCUUAUCCGUACACGGAGAGAGAGAGAGUCUAUUGCCUCUUCUAGACAACUUCACAGAGAUUCUGCCGUCCUUUUCGUUUCUUUGCGCUGUGCUGCUUGUACAAUAAUUCUUGCUGCGAGUUGCCACCACGGUCGCUACAAAUCGAUGCGUUCCUGAACCAGUCAACCCAUCGUCUUACUGCCGUACGUUCGGCCCUCGAUCAAACAUCAACCGCCGCAUUCGAGUUGAACCCCAAGAGAAACCAUGGCAUUUGCCAGUACCUCGCGGGCAAUAUGGCUCAGCACCUUCGUCAUCAUCAUCUGUCUCUAUUUCACCCUUAAUUCCGAAACUUUCAAUGGCACCACCACCAUCCGCGCAGGCGGCAAUACCCAAGCGCCCGUCGUCGAAACCCCUCUCACCCCCGAAGAAGCCUCCUGCAAAAAGCUGGGCAUGAUAAAAGAGGCCUCGUGCCCCGUCCCCGACACCCCCUAUUUCAAGGCCCACGACUCAGACAAGACGCCCGACGACCAGCGCCCGCUCAUCACCUACGCCUACUACGAAUCGCCGUUCGCGCGCGCCAACCUCAAGUUCUUCGUGGACCACGCGCUGCACGAUGCGGCGGAUUUCAUCUUCAUCCUCAACGGCGAGACGGACGCGGACAAGACCAUCAUCUUCGCGGACUCCGAUGUCCCAGAGGACCUUCGCGACCUCAUUCCUAGACGCGACAAGAAGAAUAUCUUUGUUAAGAAGCGGCCGAACACCUGCUUUGAUCUCGGCGCGCAUAAUGAGGUUCUCAAUAGCGUGCUUGGAGGCGAGGGAUGGAUCGGCAAGGAUGGUCCCAUCGCGGAACCCAAGGGCAUGGUCAGCGCGGGGGAUAACAUGCUGUUGAGGAAUAAAUAUAAGCGCUACAUUCUCAUGAAUGCCAGUAUCCGUGGCCCAUUCGUGCCGCGCUGGAGCACCCAGUGCUGGACCGACUCCUACCUGAACCGUCUAACCGACAGGAUCAAGCUCGUCGGCAUGUCCUACAACUGCCACAACGGCGAAGGCCACAUCCAAUCCAUGAUCUGGGCAACCGACCACACCGGCCUCCAGGUCAUGCUCACCAAAGCCGGCAUCGGCGAGUGCUUCGGCGCCAUGUCCGAGGCCAUGUUGGCGGAGGUGCGCACCACGCAGGUCCUCCGCGACGCCGGCUUCGAGGUCGACAACUUCAUGAGCGUGUACCACAGCGAGAACCGCGCGGCUAAGUACGCGCGCAUGCGCGCGAAGAAGGCGAAGGGGAUUAAGCAGUUUAAGCGCGGGGAGAUCGAGGCUGGGGCUGAGGCUGAGGCACCAGAGCUGGUGACGCGCGAGACGGAGGAGGAGAAGAAGGCUAAGGAGGCUAAGGAGGCCGAGACCAAGGCUAAGAAGGAGAAAGAGGAGAAGGAAGCAAAGGAGAAGAAAGACAAGGAAGCUGCCGCUGCCGCCGCCGCAGCCGCAGCCGCAACGCCAACAACAACCCACAUCCCCACCGCCUCCGAAGUCGCGGCCGCCAAAGCCGCCGAAGAAGAGCGCGUCCGCCAAGAAGCCGCAGCCAAAGCCGCCGCGGAGGAGAAGGCGCGCAUCGAGAAGGAGAAGAACGACAAGCUCCUCCUGAUCGAGGAUAACGAUAUGCCGGGCUACUUCUGGCGCGAGUGCAAGCACGAGGAUUGGUUGGGGCCCGGGAGCUACUUCGGCACGUUCGUGCAUCCGUAUGAGAAUCUGUUUAUGAAGAGUCAUCGCAAGAUUGAGGAUACGGUGCUGGAUAAUUUGACGAAGUGGCAUGAUGGGUGGGGGUAUGAGAGUUAUGAUGUUUGCUUUUAAA